GCAAUUCUGAGUUACAGUUAAUACCUGUGAAUAUCAUCUUCAAUCUCUUCGCUCUCUUGCAAGUUCUUUUUCAUCUGCUUUGAGUUUUUCUUCAUUCGCGAGUUUGUGUGUGUUCAAUGGCGGACGUGCAGAUGGCUGAUGCUGAGACCUUCGCCUUCCAGGCCGAGAUUAACCAGCUUCUCAGUUUGAUUAUCAAUACUUUCUACAGCAACAAGGAGAUUUUCCUUCGAGAGCUUAUCAGCAACUCCUCUGACGCGUUGGACAAGAUUCGAUAUGAGAGUUUGACUGAUAAGAGCAAACUUGACGCUCAACCAGAGCUUUUCAUCAGAAUUGUUCCGGACAAGGACAACAAAACUCUCUCCGUCAUUGAUAGUGGAGUCGGAAUGACUAAAGCAGAUCUGGUGAAUAACUUGGGAACCAUCGCAAGGUCGGGGACCAAAGAAUUCAUGGAGGCAUUGCAGGCCGGCGCCGAUGUCAGCAUGAUCGGUCAAUUCGGUGUAGGGUUCUAUUCGGCUUACCUUGUGGCCGAGAAGGUGAUUGUGACCACAAAGCACAAUGACGACGAGCAAUACGUAUGGGAAUCGCAGGCCGGUGGUUCCUUCACUGUCACAAGGGACGUCAGUGGAGAGCAACUCGGAAGGGGUACCAAGAUCACACUCUUCCUCAAGGAGGAUCAGUUGGAGUAUUUGGAAGAGAGAAGGAUCAAGGACCUCGUGAAGAAGCACUCUGAGUUCAUCAGCUAUCCCAUCUAUCUGUGGACCGAGAAGACUACUGAGAAGGAGAUCAGCGACGAUGAGGAGGACGAACCUAAGAAGGAAGAAGAAGGAGACGUCGAAGAGGUGGACGAGGAGAAGGAGACCAAGUCAAAGAAGAAGAAGAUCAAAGAGGUUUCUCACGAAUGGCAACUCAUCAACAAGCAGAAACCCAUCUGGCUGCGCAAGCCUGAAGAGAUCACCAAAGAUGAGUAUGCAUCAUUCUACAAGAGCUUGACAAACGACUGGGAGGAACACCUUGCAGUGAAACAUUUCUCCGUGGAAGGACAGCUCGAGUUCAAAGCAAUCCUCUUUGUCCCGAAGAGGGCUCCGUUUGAUCUCUUCGACAGCCGUAAAAAACUGAACAACAUAAAGCUCUAUGUAAGAAGGGUGUUCAUCAUGGACAACUGUGAGGAGCUGAUCCCCGAGUACCUUGGAUUCAUCAAAGGAGUGGUUGAUUCCGACGAUCUGCCGCUCAAUAUCUCACGUGAGAUGUUGCAGCAGAACAAGAUUCUGAAGGUGAUAAGGAAGAAUUUGGUGAAGAAGUGCAUUGAAAUGUUCAAUGAAAUCGCGGAGAACAAAGAGGACUAUAACAAGUUCUAUGAGGCCUUUUCUAAGAACUUGAAGUUGGGUAUCCACGAAGACAGCCAAAACAGAGCCAAAUUGGCUGAUUUGCUGCGAUUCUACUCCACCAAAAGUGGAGAUGAAAUGACGAGCCUGAAGGAUUACGUCACCAGGAUGAAGGAGGGUCAGAAGGACAUCUACUACAUCACCGGUGAGAGUAAAAAGGCAGUGGAGAAUUCCCCCUUCUUGGAACGCCUGAAGAAGAAAGGCUACGAGGUGCUUUUCAUGGUCGACGCCAUUGAUGAGUAUGCCGUUGGGCAACUGAAAGAGUACGAUGGCAAGAAGCUAGUGUCUGCCACCAAGGAAGGACUUAAACUUGAUGAUGAAACAGAGGAAGAGAAGAAGAAGAAGGAGGAGAAAAAGAAGUCAUUUGAGAACCUUUGCAAGACUAUUAAGGACAUCCUUGGUGACAAAGUUGAGAAGGUCGUUGUCUCCGACAGGAUAGUGGACUCUCCUUGCUGCUUGGUCACCGGCGAAUACGGCUGGACGGCAAACAUGGAGAGAAUCAUGAAGGCUCAAGCUCUCAGGGACAACAGCAUGGGUGCUUACAUGUCAAGCAAGAAGACAAUGGAGAUCAACCCAGAUAAUGGAAUCAUGGAGGAGCUAAGGAAAAGAGCCGAGGCGGACAAAAACGACAAAUCCGUCAAGGAUUUGGUCAUGCUCCUCUUCGAAACUGCUCUAUUGACUUCUGGUUUCAGCCUUGAUGAUCCGAAUACAUUUGCUGCGAGAAUCCACAGAAUGUUGAAACUUGGUCUUAGCAUCGAUGAGGAGGAAAAUGAAGGAGGAGAUGAUGCGGACAUGCCUGCUUUGGAGGAAGAUGGUGCUGAAGAGAGCAAAAUGGAGGAGGUCGACUAAGCCUUCUUAUUAUCAGCUUCAAGUUUCUUUAGCCGUCACCGUGUCGAUAUUGAGAUGUCUGUGAAUGUGUUUUGUGUGUUGAGUCAUUGAUCAGCGUCAAUGUCGGUUUUGGUUCCUCUUCUUUUCUAUUUUCUCUGUUGUAUUCAAUAUAUGAACAGAUACUUCUUUUC
Cucurbita moschata (crookneck pumpkin) is the source of this 2401-nucleotide messenger RNA. Its product is annotated as heat shock protein 83. The transcript has 4 exons. Gene Ontology annotation, molecular function: ATP-dependent protein folding chaperone; ATP hydrolysis activity; ATP binding. Bases 117 to 2231 code for a protein of 704 amino acids. Gene Ontology annotation, biological process: cellular response to heat; protein folding; protein stabilization. The record is from RefSeq and is a predicted model, not a curated record. Gene Ontology annotation, cellular component: cytosol; perinuclear region of cytoplasm; protein-containing complex. NCBI's taxonomy places the organism in Eukaryota, Viridiplantae, Streptophyta, Magnoliopsida, Cucurbitales, Cucurbitaceae.